Molecule: messenger RNA, 1734 nt
Organism: Diaporthe amygdali
Lineage: Eukaryota; Fungi; Ascomycota; Sordariomycetes; Diaporthales; Diaporthaceae
Product: siderophore iron transporter mirb
Exons: 4
Coding region: 1-1734 (577 amino acids)
Biological process (GO): transmembrane transport
Molecular function (GO): transmembrane transporter activity
Source: RefSeq, a predicted model, not a curated record
AUGGCAGCCGAAAAAACAAACGAGAGCGGCCCAACGACCGGACUGGCUGAUCAGCAUGUCAACCAAGGGGCCGAGAAGGGCCAGAUUGCCAUCGACAACACCUCAGACUCGGGAUCGGCUUCCGAUAAUGAGCACAAUACUGGGGGUCUCGCUGGUGUUGAGAGGAUCGAGGCCACGACGAGAGCUUGGACGAAGCCAUGGCUCAUCUUGACCUACAUCUUUAUCUGGAUCAUAUUCUUCACCGACUCGCUGCAGCAGCAGAUAUCGGCAUCACUGCUGCCCUUUGUAACCAGUGAUUUCGGCCUCCAUGGCCUGAUAGCAACCACGAGCAUCAUUUCUGUCAUCGUGUCUGGAGUCGUCAAGCUGCCUCUAGCUCGUGUAUUGGAUGUGAUCGGCAGAAAUGAAGGUUUCAUCAUUAUGCUAAACAUACAGACCUAUGCUGCCGGACAAGUCUUUUUCUGGACCGGUAUGAACGGGAUCGGCUAUGUUCUGCAGAUCUUCAUUGCCGAUACCACGAAACUCAAGAAUCGUAUGAUUAUGUUUGGCUUCACAACCACCCCUUACAUAUCCAACACCUUCGCUGGUCCUGCUGCGGCUCAAGAGAUCCUGAGGGGAACCACUUGGAGAUGGGGCUUCGGCGCGUUUUGCAUCAUUAUCCCUGCCGUCUGCGCGCCCGUAAUAACCAUCUUUGCGUUCAACCUGAGGAAAGCGAAGAAACUAGGCUUGGUCAAGGAGAAAAGCCACUCAGAGAGAACCAGGACACGAUGGCAAUCGGCCAAGCACUGGUUCAUCGAACUUGAUGUAUUUGGCGUGCUUCUUUGCGUGGCAGGAUUUUCUCUGUUACUACUGCCUUUCAGCUUGGCCACCUACCAAGCAGAGAAGUGGAGAUCGGGGACGGUCAUCUCCAUGCUCAUCAUUGGCGUGCUCUGCCUGAUCGCAUUCCCCCUAUACGAGAAGUACAUCGCUCCUAAGACAUUCAUCCCAUUCGCAUUAUUCAAGAACAGGAAUGUCCUAGCAGCGGCCCUCCUAGGCGGAAAUACAUGGAUUUCGUUCUACUGCUACAAGCUUUACUUCUCCUCUUACUUGCAGGUCGUCUACAACCUCAGCGUCUCGAAAGCCGGUUACAUCGUCAACAUCUUCAAUAUUGUCUCCUGCGCUUGGGCUAUACCUGUCGGACUUCUUAUCCGGUACACAGACCGUUUCAAGUGGCUAGCUCUUAUAUCCGUCCCCCUCUGGAUCCUCUUCACUGGCCUCAUGGUCAAGUUUCGUAUGCCAGGCACGAACAUCGCUUAUGUCGUCAUGUGCGAAGUCUUCACAUCCCUUGCAGGUGGCACACUUGCACAAGUGGAACAGAUCGCAGCCAUGUCGGCCGUUCCUCAUCGCGAUGUCGCCGUCUCGCUGGCAAUAGUGGGGCUCGUCACCUCGGUCGGCGGCGCCAUCGGUCAGAGCAUCAGCGGGGCCAUCUGGACGAAUACAUUGCCUGGAUUGCUGAGAGCUUACUUGCCCGAGGAGCUGAAAGAGGACUGGGCUACGAUCUACGGAGAUGUCACUGUACAGCUCGGCUAUGAGUGGGGAAGCCCAGCCAGAGAAGCAAUUGUGAGGGCUUAUGGCGAGACGCAGAAGUACAUGCUUAUCGCCUCGCUUGUUUCGGCUGCAGGUUCUGUUGUUUGGGUGACCAUUCUGAAGAAUGAGCGUCUGAGCGAUAAGCAGCAAACCAAGGGCGUGUUGUUCUAA